This is a messenger RNA of Acanthisitta chloris (rifleman), 927 nucleotides long. RefSeq names its product programmed cell death 1 ligand 1-like. Bases 1 to 927 code for a protein of 308 amino acids. The transcript has 7 exons. Gene Ontology annotation, biological process: T cell costimulation; positive regulation of T cell proliferation; cell surface receptor signaling pathway. Gene Ontology annotation, cellular component: external side of plasma membrane. The record is from RefSeq and is a predicted model, not a curated record. NCBI's taxonomy places the organism in Eukaryota, Metazoa, Chordata, Aves, Passeriformes, Acanthisittidae.
AUGAGCCGCCAGCUCAUCUCUUCCCGAGCAGGGGAGCAGGGGGGAGCUGCGUUGGUGCCGCUUUUGGUUUUGCUUUCUGCAGCCGCGGCUCUCGGGAACGGACAGAUCGCCCGGGCGCUGCCUGUUGGGUUCUCCCACUACAGUCCACAAGCUUUAUUCACUGUCGAAGCUCCUCGGUCACUCUACACUGUGGAACAUGGGAACAAUGUGACCAUGGAAUGCACAUUUCCAGUGAAUGGGAAAUUAAAGUUUAGAGAUUUAAAUGUCAGGUGGGAGAAGAAGGAUGAGUUAAAGAAGCAGGUUUAUUUACUUCUCAAAGGAGAGGAAGACUUUGAAAGUCAGCACAGUGACUUUAAGGGGAGAAUAAAAUUGUUGAAAGAGAAUCUGAGCUUGGGACAGUCUCUCCUUCAAAUCAGUGACGUGAAGCUCAGAGAUGCAGGGUUUUACCGCUGUAUUAUUGGCUACGGGGGAGCUGACUACAAGACAAUCCAUCUGAAAGUUAACGCUCCUUACAGAACUAUAACCAAAAGAGUGGUGUGUGGAGGGCACAAUGAAUGGACGUUGACAUGCCAGUCAGAAGGAUAUCCACAAGCUGAAGUGAUAUGGCAAAACAAAGAUUACGAAGAUUUGACUGAUAAGGCAAAUACAAGUAGUGAAAUUGGAAGUGACCAGUUGUAUAAUGUGACAAGUACCCUUACAAUCAAAAGUAGAAUUGAUGAGAUUUUUUACUGUAUAUUCUGGAAUAAAGAGCUGCAAGAAAACACAUCUGCCAUUUUACACAUAGCCGCUAGAGCAAAUAAGGACAACAGAACACCUGUGGCAAGUUCAUCAAUAGCAAAGCUAUCAAAAGACGAGGAUAGACAUCACCGCAGAGAUGCUUCUAUUGAAGACAGAGAGCUGAAAUAUAUGCAAAUUGAGAAGACCUAG